This is a messenger RNA of Neomonachus schauinslandi (Hawaiian monk seal), 752 nucleotides long. RefSeq names its product myogenic factor 6 (gene MYF6). The record is from RefSeq and is a predicted model, not a curated record. Gene Ontology annotation, molecular function: protein dimerization activity; RNA polymerase II cis-regulatory region sequence-specific DNA binding; DNA-binding transcription factor activity, RNA polymerase II-specific. The transcript is spliced from 3 exons. NCBI's taxonomy places the organism in Eukaryota, Metazoa, Chordata, Mammalia, Carnivora, Phocidae. The coding region runs from base 5 to 733 and encodes 242 amino acids. Gene Ontology annotation, biological process: positive regulation of myoblast differentiation; muscle organ development; regulation of transcription by RNA polymerase II.
GAACAUGAUGAUGGACCUUUUUGAAACUGGCUCCUAUUUCUUCUACUUGGACGGGGAAAAUGUUACUCUGCAGCCAUUAGAAGUGGCAGAGGGCUCUCCUUUGUACCCAGGGAGUGAUGGUACCUUGUCCCCCUGCCAGGACCAAAUGCCCCCGGAAGCUGGCAGCGACAGCAGCGGAGAGGAGCACAUCCUGGCGCCCCCAGGCCUGCAGCCCCCCCACUGCCCCGGCCAAUGUCUGAUCUGGGCUUGCAAGACCUGCAAGAGAAAAUCUGCCCCCACUGACCGGCGGAAAGCUGCCACUCUGCGCGAGCGGAGGCGCCUAAAGAAAAUCAACGAGGCCUUCGAGGCACUGAAGCGGCGGACUGUGGCCAACCCCAACCAGAGGCUGCCCAAGGUGGAGAUUCUGCGGAGCGCCAUCAGCUACAUUGAGCGGCUGCAGGACCUGCUCCAUCAGCUGGAUCAGCAGGAAAAAAUGCAGGAGCUAGGGGUGGACCCCUUCAGCUACAGACCCAAGCAAGAGAAUCUUGAGGGUGCGGAUUUCCUGCGCACCUGCAGCUCCCAGUGGCCAAGCGUUUCGGAUCAUUCCAGGGGGCUCGUGAUAACUGCCAAGGAAGGAGGGGCGAGCAUCGAUUCGUCAGCCUCGAGUAGCCUUCAAUGCCUUUCUUCCAUCGUGGACAGUAUUUCCUCCGAGGAACGCAAACUGCCCUGCGGGGAAGAGGUGGUGGAGAAGUAACUCGCAGCCGGAGCUUGGG